Frankliniella occidentalis (western flower thrips) is the source of this 2235-nucleotide messenger RNA. RefSeq lists its product as uncharacterized. The coding region runs from base 859 to 2235 and encodes 458 amino acids. The record is from RefSeq and is a predicted model, not a curated record. The transcript has 2 exons. Lineage: Eukaryota; Metazoa; Arthropoda; Insecta; Thysanoptera; Thripidae.
AGCGAAGUUGUAAAAUUUGUAGACCUCUAGCCCUUCUCCUUCCUCUUACAUGGACGACGGACGGACGGGCACGAGAGCGGUUGCAUAAGCCCGCUUUUAUCCUUUUUUAAAAGCAGAAGGGUGGGCUAUAAGUACUGAAUAUAUCAAGAGGGCCAACCAAAAAAAUGCUUUUAGGAAAAAGAAGAAAAAUAUCCAAAACAAACCAAAGAUGUGUGACUCUUGAGAAAAAAAAAAUACAAAUCUGCAGAGAACUCAAUGGCGUUAAUUGAAAACCCAGAAAAAAUCAGAAACUUUGAGGGAUUUUCCUCCAAGUAGAAUUAACAGAGAAUUUAAAGGAAGGAAACUGGAUCCAAUCGCAAAGAAAAGACUUAUAUUUGGAAAAAUUUGAAAGGAUCAAAUUGCAGAGACUGCAAACACUACAUCAACCAAAACCAAACAGGCAUUUUACAAGUUAUCAUCAGGUAGAGUCAUAAAAAAAAAUAGAAUGGUUCACAUGGCGAAGAAUAUGUUAUCUAGACCGCUACUUCAGAAGUAUAUGAAGAAUGAUGAUGGUUUGAACUAUACUAGAGUCUCCAAGAUCAAAGUCAGGCACACAGAAGUCAAGGAAUUUUAUGCUAGAGAUGACACAAGCUCAAAGUGUCCUGACAAAAAAAGCAUAUAUGAUUUCCUACAAAAGUGGAAAACUGAAGAAACGGAAGAGGAUUUUCCAGGCGAAACUCACAGAUCUUUAUUCAAAAUAUUCAUCUGAAUGUUCACCAAAAAAUGUUAAACCUUUGUAGACUAAAGGCUUUGAUUGUUCUUCAUUAAAAAGCCAAUGAUAGAAACACUUGUCUGUGUAAGUAUAGUGAAAAUUUUGCAAUGAAAGUUGAAGCUCUACAUAGAAUUAGUGUCAUCAGAGAAGGCACUCCACAUAAAGUUAUGUCUGCUGUUUCUUGCAAUGCACAAAAUGACGAUUGUUUAGUUAGAAAGUGCGUAAGCUGCAGAGAUAAAAGUAUAGAUUUUUCAACUGAAGUCAGUAAUAAAACUAUUGUUAAAUAUUCAGAAUGGGAUAAGAAUGUUGAUAAGAAAACUGUUAAAGUUGACAAAAGUUCAGAUCUUCUAAUGUUUAAGAGCAUCUUCUUGGACAGUCUAAUUACAUAUCAGCAUCACUACUUCAAACAGAAACAUCAACAUGAAGUAUUGAAGAACAAGAGAGAAAAUUUGGCUGGUGGAGAAAUUUACAUACAUUGUGACUUUUCUGAAAACUGUGACUGCAAAUUUACAAAAGAGAUUCAGCCAAUGUAUUAUGGUGGUAAUAGAGAAGAAAUUUCUAUUCAGGUGCUUUAUACCAAAAAUAAAAGCUAUGCUUUCUGUACGUUUUCUAGAAAUGGGCGCCAUGAUGCACCUGCUAUUUGGGCGCAUCUUCUGAAAGUGUUGAAACAUUUCAUGCCAAAGUUCUGUGGUAUCACUAAAGUUCACAUUCAAAGUGACUGUCCAACCACACAGUACAGGAAUAAGGAUUAUUUUUUGACCCCCACUGCGCUUGGCAUUAGCUAUCCAGAGAUCACAGAAAUUGUACACAACUACACCGAAGCUGGCCAUGGAAAAGGUGGCCCUGAUGGAGUUGGUGGAUGGGCGAAGAAAGCUGCAGAUGAUGCCGUUGCAAGUGGUACAGAUAUAAAUACUUUUAGUAAGUUGGUGAAUCUGCUAAAAGAUAAGAGUAAGAAAACAUUCAUUGAUGUUGUUGAGACUAAUGAUAUUGAAGCCAUUGAUGCUAUACUGUCUGGUCAAAAAGUUGCCACUUUUGUUGGGACAAUAAAAGUGCACCAGUUUACUUGGCAUAAAGAGAAUUCAUUUAAACUAUUUCUAAAUGAAGUCAGCUGCUAUGAGUGCCCUCCUGGCCAGCAUUGCGUCCAUUUCAAGAUGCCAAACAGCCCAUGGGAAAUACCGGGGGCACCACAAGUUGAGCAAGAUUUAGAUGACCCGCCCCCUGAUGUUGAGCCAGUCAAGAAAGGCAGCUGGGUAGUGGUAACAUUUGGAGAGCAUUGGUAUCCAGGUCUGGUGGAAAAGGCAACAAAGAGGAAUUUGACCGUUAAUUUUAUGGUAAAACAUGAGAAACGCAAUGAUUUGUUUCUGUGGCCAGGCCAGUCCGACAUUCAAAUUGUCAAAAGAGAAGAUAUUAUCCUUCGACUAGAACAACCACCUGUCCCUGUUGAUCGGUCACACUUCAAAGUUCCUGAAAACAAAAUCCAAUAG